Molecule: messenger RNA, 2525 nt
Organism: Eremomyces bilateralis CBS 781.70
Lineage: Eukaryota; Fungi; Ascomycota; Dothideomycetes; Eremomycetales; Eremomycetaceae
Exons: 2
Coding region: 115-2040 (641 amino acids)
Biological process (GO): regulation of transcription by RNA polymerase II
Cellular component (GO): SAGA complex
Molecular function (GO): transcription coactivator activity
Source: RefSeq, a predicted model, not a curated record
CCCAUCCAUACCACACAACCCGCCCAUGUUACAAUUUCUACGAUCCUGACCGCUAGUCUCGGCGAGCUAACCGUCAGCCCUCUUUUCCCUCGAUCUUUUCUCCCCAUCCUCGCCAUGGCGCCCACCAGCAGUAAGACCCGGGGUAAACCCCACCCCCGGAGCAGUGCCAGUCGCAACACCACUCCCGCCAGCGCCAGCGCUGUUUCCGUCUCCAUCGACCUCCCGCCUUCCUCCUCCUAUUUCCAAACAAACCUCGCCCCUUCCUCCGCCCCGGCAACAGUCGAAGACAUCCUCGACGAUGGCGGCGCGGGCCAAGCCCCUCCCUCCGCCGCCGCCAUCCAUAGCAUGCAGGACGAAGUCAAGUCGAAGGUGGUCUCAAUUCUGAAUGCGCGCGGAGAGACGUGUGAGCGGCUGAUACGGGAGCUGUCGAAAAAGCGGAAGGAGCGCAUUGAACGGAAUCGAGAGAAGGAACGAUUGGAGAGAGAGGCGGAGGAAAGGAAGAGGAAGCAGAAGCAGACAAAGAAGAGGGAGAAAGAUGAUGAGAGGCCACCUGCUGUGGGAGCCCAUGGGGUCACUCGGCAGGAUGGUGCCGAAAUGAAGGCAAUGGACACAUCGUCCUCAAUAUCAUCUCCAGCUUCUGCAGCUCCCCCUUCCGUUGCCGCCACCGCCCCCCGAGCCGAAUCUAUCGCAUCAGUAAUCUCUUCGGAAGACUCCCAUCAGCCGUCUCCUGCUCCCGCCGUCCGCCAGUACCAGACAUUUGGACCCGACCCCUCGACUUUUCCGGACCCCACGGUCUACCAUAUAAGAGAUGUCAGCCCUGGCAUGACCGAAGAAGAACAGAAGGAGAUUUACUGCGUUGCCUCAUAUCCCCAUGACGACCUGCAUGACCUCACCCCUGGGACACCGCCCGAUCGAGAUUUCAGCAAUGCCAAGCCGGCCACUCAGGUCAGCGCAAUAGCGUUCGCCAACUACGUGGAACCCUACAUCAGACCCUUGACAGAGGAGGAUCUUGUAUUUCUCAGAGAGAAGCAAGAUCGGGUGACACCCUUCGUCAUGCCUCCACGAGGACCGCGGCACUUUCGAGAUAUCUGGGCAGACGAAGACGGCGCCAUGGACGUGGACAGCGAUGACGAGAAGCUCCCUCAAAACGAAGCCCGUGGAAGCGUCAACAACAUAAACGACGAGGUCGCCCAAACAGACCAAGUCUCCGCUGGCCCGGUCCUCGCUCGCCUCCUCCAAUCCAUGCGCGCCGAAGGCCGUCCCUCUGAAACCGACAAAGAAACCAACGGCGAUACCAACAUCGACGACAUCGACUUCGACAUCAGCGCCCAACUUGCCGCCGCCGAUUCCGGCGAAUCCCUCACCAAUGGCGCAGCUAACGGCACCUCCUCAACCCCCGCCAACCCCACCCUCCCCUCCUCCACCGCCUUCGCCGAAAUAUCCACUAACCCCUCCCUCAAAUCCCUCCCCCCCACCAAGCAAACCUACACCCAACUCGACGACCGCGCCCUCCAAGAACUCCGCCACAUCGGCUUCAUCGGCCCCGACGACACCCCCUCCUACGACUCCCACUUCGACGACGAAGUCGCCGCGCGCCUCCGCCUCCUCCAGUCCGAGCUCAAAACCCAAAUCAUCAUGAACGCCGCCCGCAAGGCCCGCCUAUACGAGCUCGCCGAGGAAUCCAUGGCCAUGCAAGAGUUCGGCAGCAUCUCCGACGACCUCGACGGCCAGCUCAACCAGGCGUACCUCAAGCGCAACCGCACCAUGGGCAAGGGGAAGAAGAACGUCAAGCGGCCGGUCGGCGCGCAGGGGGCAGCGGCGGCAGCCGCAGCCGCAGGGGUGACGCGGCCAACAGUAGGGGAGCCGAUUCGCGCGCUGAUGGAACGGAGGGCGAAGUGGAAUAGCAUCAUUGGGCCGGUGGUGAAUUUUGGGAGGACGGGGGUGCCGAGGGAGAGUGUGUUUGAUGAGGAGACAAUUCGGCGGUUGGUAGAGAGGGAGAAGGAGACGUGGGGGGAGGGAGGGGAGGAGGGGGAGGCGUGAGUGGUAGGGUUUAUUUGCUGAGUUCAUGUUCAUAUUGUCUGGGUACUGAUAUGACAUGGAUGUAUUUGAUGGGGACUGGUUGUGGAGUUUCUCUGGGCUAUUUGGGUUGGGUGCGGGACGGAAAUGUUAGACACGAUGAGUCCGCUGGGAUAUUAGCAUUGCGAGGUGUUCGGUGGUUGGGUUUGAUACCUACAUCUAGGAGGUUGUUUCUCUCAAUGGAAGACUGAUUUGUCCAAUUUGAGCUUAAUGUUCAUCUACAGCAUUGUCUACCUAAGGGAGUCCGGCAUCCAGAUCAAGGUAGAGAUUUUAGAAAUGGAGCCAGCGCUUCCCAAUGUUGGCUGAAUCCACUCAUGAAACCCAAACGAGGUGUUUUAUCCCGCUGAAAGGGCUGCCAAACCGCCUAUGUCGUAUAACGCGAAGCAUAUCCACCGCCAGAUGAUGUGAAUCCGAAAGGGGCCUCAAAAGAUCUAUACUAUAUACUGAGU